AUGGGUGUCAUCCGCAAGAAGACCGCCGCGCGCGGUGCAGAGGGGGGAGUCAAGUACGUCUGCGAUGUCUGCUCUGCGGACAUCACAUCUACUGUCCGCAUAAGAUGCGCUCACAGCGCCUGCAACGAAUACGACCUCUGCGUCCUCUGCUUCUCGAAUGGCGAAACCUCCCACAACCACCAACCUGCCACCCAUCCCUACCGAGUCAUCGAACAGAACUCCGUUCCCAUAUACGAUAAAAACUGGGGGGCGGAUGAGGAACUCCUGUUGCUGGAAGGAGCCGAGAUAUAUGGGCUUGGAUCAUGGGCAGACAUUGCAGAUCAUAUUGGUGGAUACAGGAACAAAGAAGAAGUCAAGGCGCACUACAAAAAGAUAUACCUGGACAGUCCGAACUUCCCCUUACCAGAACGAGCCAGCCCACAAGAUAAACAACUGUUAGAGGAGAUCCCCAGGGAAGAGUUUCAAGCGCGCAAGAAACGAAGGAUUGAGGAUAGAAAGGAGGCUGCUAAGAACGCCCCUCCUGCUACACCCAAGAAGAAACCUACAGCCUCUGUGCCAGCAUGUCACGAGGUCCAAGGGUACAUGCCAGGACGUUUAGAAUUCGAGACAGAGUACGCCAACGAAGCGGAAGAGGCUGUACAGCUUAUGCAGUUUGAUCCUGGAGAUGGCAUCAACCCGAAGACGGGCGAGGUGGAGCCAGAGAUGGAUCUCAAGAUGACCGUCAUGGACAUCUACAAUUCACGGCUCACCCAAAGAGCAGAGCGGAAGAAGGUCAUCUUCGAGCACGGCCUCCUCCAAUACCGGCAGAACACAGCCAUGGACAAGAAGAGAACUAAGGAAGAGCGUGACCUCCUCACCAAAGCCAAGCCAUUCGCGCGGAUGAUGAACCACGACGACUUCCGCGACUUCUGCGACGGGUUGAUUGAAGAGCUCAACCUCCGCCAAGCAAUAGCCCAGCUGCAAGACUGGCGUGCAAUGAAGAUAGGCGAUCUACGCAGCGGCGAGAAGUACGAGCAGGACAAGAUCCAACGAGCGCAGAAGGCACAACCAAUGGGUUCGUUAGACCGCGAGCGCUUCGCCAGCUCUCAACGCGCAAAGCCUGCUCCUGUCAUCGAGACUCCUUCCGGUGCUGCAGCGUUCGUGGCACCAGAGCUUCCAAUUCGGGCUGUCAAUGGACAUUCAGAUACUCCCGGUGCCUCACCAGGCCGCGCACUAGACAAAGCCCUCACAAACGGGCUCACAAACGGACAGACGAACGGGACCUCUACGCCUUCCCUCUCCAAACAGAAAUUCCAAAUCCAGCCCCUCUCUAACCUUUCACCAAUCUCUCUCGCCCAAGAGAAUGUACAAGAUUCACAUUUACUUACGGCGGAGGAGAUCGAGCUGUGCGAGAAGACGAGGAUCCAUCCCAAGCCGUAUCUCGUGAUCAAGGAGACAGUUAUGAAGGAGGCGCUUAAGGGCAAUGGGAUGAUGAAGAAGAAGGCCGUGAGGGAGUUGACGAAGAUUGACACUCAGAAGAGUGGAAGGAUCUUUGAGUUCUUUAUUGCGCAUGGGUGGCUUGGGCGUGCGUAA
This is a messenger RNA of Hyaloscypha bicolor E, 1572 nucleotides long. RefSeq names its product transcriptional adaptor 2. Gene Ontology annotation, cellular component: SAGA-type complex; nucleus. Gene Ontology annotation, biological process: regulation of transcription by RNA polymerase II; chromatin remodeling. The record is from RefSeq and is a predicted model, not a curated record. NCBI's taxonomy places the organism in Eukaryota, Fungi, Ascomycota, Leotiomycetes, Helotiales, Hyaloscyphaceae. The transcript is spliced from 2 exons. Gene Ontology annotation, molecular function: zinc ion binding; protein binding; transcription coactivator activity. Bases 1 to 1572 code for a protein of 523 amino acids.